AUGGCUACCGAAACCCCCUCCACCCAACCUCUUCUACGCAUCUCUUCCGACUCGGAAUCUUCUUUCGAUGCGAAAGCACCUCAUGUUUCCUUGCGCGAACUAGAAGAUGGCAACGGCUCCAUCUUUGCUUCGGACGAGGAGGAGAUAGUAUCGCGACCUGGGUUCUGGCGCCGGCUAAGAAUGAGCAUCCGAAGACGGAAUGCAAAGUUGCGGGUCGACGAGGAUUGUGGACGUGUGAGGCUACCGGAUGAGAAGACGCAGUCGAAGAAGUAUCGAGUGAAGAGGAAAUAUGCAGCUAGAGCCUUCUCGUCGUUCGACUCGAGUGUGUUAGACAAGGCGCAGCUAUUGGAUAUAACACGCGACGUAACUCCGGUCCCUUGCCACUCGCACAACGACUACUGGCGCCGAGUACCACUAUACGACGCCCUACGCUGGGGUUGCACAGGCGUCGAAGCAGAUGUUUGGCUCUUCGAUGAGGAGCUGUACGUUGGUCACAGCACCAACGCCCUGACGCAAGAUGGCACCUUUACGUCCAUGUACGUCGACCCAUUGGUCAAGAUGCUAGACCACAAGAACGAGCUCGGAGAGUUUGCGACAUCGUCCGAUGUCAAGAACGGCAUCUUCGACACCGAGCCUGCGCAGACUUUAGUUCUACUAGUCGACUUCAAGAACAACGGCCACGACAUCUUCCCUGUAGUAUCCCAACAACUUGACGCGCUCCGCCAAAAAGGAUACCUCACCUACUUCAAUGGCAACACCACCAUCGAAGGCGCCAUCACCGUCGUAGCAACCGGCAACGCCCCCUUCGACCUCAUCACCGCAAACUCAACCUACCGCGACAUCUUCUUCGAUGCUCCCUUGGACAAGCUCGAUGAAGGUUCGGUCACCACCCGCGGCGGUCAAGGCACAGUCGGCACAACACCCACCUCCCACUUCGACAGCACAAAUUCGUACUACGCAUCCGUCAACUUUGGCCACUCAAUUGGCACACUGUGGUUCGGUCGGAUCACCGAAGCCCAGCGCCUCAAGAUCCGCGCACAGAUCCAAAGCGCAAAGGAGAGAGGGUUGAAGUCACGAUAUUGGAGUGCGCCCAAGUUUCCUAUUGGAUUGAGGAAUAGGGUAUGGAAGAUGCUCGUUGAGGAAGGUGUGGGUUACUUGAACGGAGAUGAUCUGCAGGGUAUGACGAGAUUGGACUGGGGGGUCAAGAGACACUGGGGUUUGAUCGGUUGA
Messenger RNA from Alternaria ventricosa, 1230 nucleotides. RefSeq lists its product as uncharacterized. Gene Ontology annotation, molecular function: phosphoric diester hydrolase activity. The transcript is spliced from 2 exons. NCBI's taxonomy places the organism in Eukaryota, Fungi, Ascomycota, Dothideomycetes, Pleosporales, Pleosporaceae. Bases 1 to 1230 code for a protein of 409 amino acids. Gene Ontology annotation, biological process: lipid metabolic process. The record is from RefSeq and is a predicted model, not a curated record.